AUGCCUGCUGCUCUCUGUGACUUUCGCUUUCUGCGCUCGAAUCAGCCGCUGUCGCUUUAUUUCUUUGCCGUGCCCAGACUGUGCCUGGACCUGCUCGGCUGCUGGCCACGGGAGGGUGGAAAAAUACCCUGGCGAGCGCUGUUUCAUUUCUUGGUGCUGGGCAUAGGUGUGGCCACCGAACUGCAUGCGGGCUUUGUCUUUGCGCAGAACAAGCAGCUGGACAUGGCGCUGGAGACGUUCUGCCCGGCGGGCACCUCGGCGGUCACGCUGCUCAAGAUGUGCCUGAUGCAUUAUUAUCGCCACGAUCUGUGCUAUGUGCUGAAGCAGCUCAAGCUGCUGCUCUACCGCAGGCAGGAUCAAACGAUGGAGAAGCGACUGAUACUGCACCAGCACUCGGUCAUGGCGGCUCGCAUUAACUUCUGGCCGCUCUCGGCGGGCUUCGCCACAGCCAGCACAUAUAAUCUGAUGCCCUUGCUGUUGCCACUGCUGCUCUAUCUGCAGGGAUCGCAGCAGGACAUUGUCUGGAAUAUGCCCUUCAAUAUGACCAUGCCCCAGUUUCUGCUCGGCGCGCCCUUCUUUCCCCUCACCUACGUCUUUAGCGGGUACACUGCGUAUACGACGAUCUUUAUGUUUGCCGGCUGCGAUGGCUUCUACUUUGAGUACUGUGUGCACAUGGCCACGCUCUUUCAGUCCAUGGAAUGCGAUCUGCGUGCCUACUUCAAGCCCUAUCAGCGCCAAGUUGCUACGCUGGCCAGCGAUGGGGAGUUUGAGAAGUUUAUGGUGGCGCUCGUGAGGCGCCACAAUGUGAUCUUGAGGCUAACGCAUUUCUUUCGGCAACGCUAUAUGAUCAUCACCAUGGCGCACUUUAUGUCCGCCAGCUUGGUCAUUGGCUUCAGCAUCUUCGAUCUGCUCACGAUGGGUGGCAACGACCUACUGAACAUGCUCCUCUAUAUGGUCUACACUGUGGCUGCGCUCAGUCAGCUCUUCAUCUAUUGCUAUGGCGGCACGCUGGUCGCCGAGAGCAGCUCUCAUCUCGCUACGGCCAUGGGCAUGUGUCCUUGGCAGCUGUGCACACCCAGGCAGCGCGUCUAUGUGCGGCUCUUUAUGAUGCGCUCCCAACGAGCUCUGACCAUGACAGUGCCCUUCUUCUGUCCCUCGCUGGCCACCUUUGCUGCCAUACUGCAAACUUCGGGUUCAAUCAUUGCCUUGGCCAAGUCCUGUCAAUGA
Molecule: messenger RNA, 1227 nt
Organism: Drosophila busckii
Lineage: Eukaryota; Metazoa; Arthropoda; Insecta; Diptera; Drosophilidae
Gene: Or10a
Product: odorant receptor 10a
Exons: 5
Coding region: 1-1227 (408 amino acids)
Biological process (GO): sensory perception of smell; detection of chemical stimulus involved in sensory perception of smell
Cellular component (GO): plasma membrane
Molecular function (GO): odorant binding; olfactory receptor activity
Source: RefSeq, a predicted model, not a curated record